AUGCCAGUCUGCCAUUGGGAGGCAUACAGUAUUACCCUUAUACAGCGUGAAAGGAUGUCUGGCAUGAUCACCCUGGCUGCCAGAGAUGCCGCGUCCGAUGCUGCUCACGCGGCCUACAAGGCAACGGUUGAGUUAUGGACGCUCUACUCGUUUGGAGUUGCUGUGACCCUGCUCCGGACAUAUGCUCGAGUAAGAGCUGUGGGCUGGAGGAAUCUGGGAGCCGAUGACUAUCUCAUUUGGGUCGCAAUUAUCUUUUAUACCGCGCAAACAUCACUCGCGUACAGUGUGGGCAAAUUUGCCCAUGGCCUUGCAAACAACAGCAUGACAGAUGCCCAGCGGGCCGCACUGUCGCCUUCGAAUCCCGAAUAUGUCGCCAGAGUGAUUGGAUCUAAAAUCCAGGUUGCAGGAUGGACAACCUACAUGUUGCUGAUUGGUUUUCUCAAACUGUCCGUGCUUGCAUUCUAUGUCCGACUUACGGAUGGCUUGAGCCGAAAGUACCGUAUCCCCGUCUUUGUUGGAUUCGCCCUUGUCAUUGGAAGUAUGGUUGCUAGUGUCUUGACAAUUUUCACGGCAUGCAGGCCAUUCAACCACUACUGGCAGAUUAACCCAGCGCCAGAAAACGUCUGCCAACCUGCCAUCUCUAUGCCCAUCAUCUGGGUGACAUUCGCCGCGAAUCUUGCGACAGACCCAUUCCUCAUCUUUGUGCCUAUUCCGAUGCUCUGGAAAUCCAGCUUGAAGACUUUGAAGAAGGUAGCAGUGACCAUCGUCCUCAGUGCCGGCGUGUUCGUGCUCGUCUGCGCGACCAUCAAGAGCGUUUUCCUCAUCGUGUCACCCGUAAGCGGAGCACAGAUCGCGGAGGAAUGGGGAACCCGGGAAACCUUCGUCGCCGUGAUCACCACCAACCUCCCCAUGAUAUUCAAACUCUUCAAAACCUGGCUAGGCGUCCUAUUUGGAAGCGCCUUCCAAACGUCGCAAAAAACAUACAAAACUCCCUCUGGUGGUUUCCGCAGCAUUGGUGGUGGAGACUAUCCGAGUCGGAGUCGAGAUCGCCGGGGCCCACCAAGCUCGAAUCCAGUCACUGCCAAUAUGACUUUCAACGAGAGCGAAGAGAGAAUUGUCGACAAUGUGCAGUUGGAGGGCUUGAAGGCGUACGCUGGUCCUGGAGGUGAAACUACGUCGUCGCCUGGAAUUGUGGUCUCCAGCCAGAUUGAGGUUACGCACGAAGCGAGACGGAGCGCUAACAGUGUUCAGCCGGAGCAAAACGUUCAUGAACCUUGGUAA
Penicillium canariense is the source of this 1281-nucleotide messenger RNA. RefSeq lists its product as uncharacterized. NCBI's taxonomy places the organism in Eukaryota, Fungi, Ascomycota, Eurotiomycetes, Eurotiales, Aspergillaceae. The coding region runs from base 1 to 1281 and encodes 426 amino acids. The transcript is spliced from 7 exons. The record is from RefSeq and is a predicted model, not a curated record.